Molecule: messenger RNA, 1389 nt
Organism: Dracunculus medinensis (Guinea worm)
Lineage: Eukaryota; Metazoa; Nematoda; Chromadorea; Rhabditida; Dracunculidae
Source: the annotation of a GenBank genome assembly
AUGGAAAAGGAGUUAAAUUUAAAUUAUAUUUCCUAUUCAAAUUUUCCUGGAUCAAAUCUGAAGAUAUUUUUCUUUCAGGUAAACAAUUUACAUUGGAAUUUAGCCGUAUUUAUUUGCCAACUUUACUGUGCGCUCGAUGUUGCUGCUUCAAGUUCAUCAAUUAUUCAUUUGGUUUUAAUUAGCAUUGAUAGGCUCAUUGCAGCAACUAGGCCAGCUGAUUAUAAAGCAACUGAACAUAAAAGGAGAAUUUAUUUUGCAAUUGUGAUUGCCUGGAUAUUUAGUACUGGAAUUUCUAUUCCAGUUGGGGCCGAUUUUAGCUCUCGGAUGCGAGAAUUUGUCAUUAAUGAACAUUUAUGUGGUAUAUAUAGUUCGAAAUAUAUAUUUUAUAGCUCAAUCUUGUCAUUUUAUUUACCAUGUUGUGUUAUGAUUGUAACUUAUAGUUACAUAUUCUAUGUACUUCGACGACGGCUUCGAUCCGUUAAAUUGCAGCAUUGUCAGGAAACUUUUCAGGAAAUGGCCGGAGGGCACUUUUUUGGAUUUGGUGCGGACCUUGGUAAUAUUGCCACUUCAGCUGUUCAAAAAGCAACAGGUGUGGAGUCGGAGAAUCGCAAAAUGAUAAGUUGGGAAAAACCUUUAUUGCAGAAAAUUGAAGAGACGAAAGCGGAACAUGCUAGUUCACUCGAUGACAGCGAUCGAGAACACUUAGAGACAAUAUUGGAUGCCGCAACCUCAGAUGAACGAAGUGUGACUAGUGUGGGUUCUGUGGUAUUGGAUGCAAUAACUACUGUAAAAGAGGAACCGAAAAUAUUUUAUAAAAUUUUUGCCAGAACUGAUGUUAAAGUAUUCUUCCACUUAAUCGUCUUUGGCAAAGAGCAAUCUAAUUUGAUUGCAUCUUCAUUCGCAUUAAACAAUGGAGUCACAAGCAAUUUUUUAUCCUUAUUAUCUCCAUUACAGUCACAUGCUAGUAAAAUGCGUCGACUAUCUGAUUUGAUUGCAAGUUGGGAAAGAUCAGGUCGAUCAUCGAUUUCUGAAUUCAGCCGCAUGUAUACAAUUGCAAGGCGAGAAUCACUUUAUAUAGCUCGAAAAAAACUUGCUGGAAUGAAGGAUUGGGCACUUAAUCUCGCUGCUAAAUUGCGUAUGAAACAAGGCAUUUCAUUGAGAAAAGAGGCAAGAGCAACCAAAUUAGUUGCUGUAGUAAUGCUUGUGUUUCUUUGUUGUUGGUUGCCGUUUUUCAUAAUGAACAUGAUCAAAGCAUAUAUGUUAAAUUUUGAUUUUUGGCCAACAUAUUUGGAAAUUUGGUUUCAUUGGUUUACGGCAUUAGGCUACUUGAAUUCGUCGCUCAAUUUUUUCAUAUAUUUUGCAAUCAAUGAGGUAUUUAAUAAAUAUUAA